Messenger RNA from Penicillium psychrosexuale, 597 nucleotides. RefSeq lists its product as uncharacterized. The transcript has a single exon. NCBI's taxonomy places the organism in Eukaryota, Fungi, Ascomycota, Eurotiomycetes, Eurotiales, Aspergillaceae. The record is from RefSeq and is a predicted model, not a curated record. The coding region runs from base 1 to 597 and encodes 198 amino acids.
AUGAAACCAUCUCUGUGGAUCAGCCUUGUGUCUCUGAUCGGCCUUCGCCCGACCGCCGCUCGGGAUGAUUUCCCCGGAAAUUAUCCCUCGAGCCCCCCGCCACUUGGCGCUAGUGACUGGGAGCGCACGCCCAUCUCGGUGUUCGACAAGGUGCUCAACACGCAACCAGAUCCCGACUAUGAUCUCCUGAAGGAGCUGGUCACCUAUGACUGUACCUACAUCUCCCUGACAUUCGACAACCCCACUCUCCAUGGGAUCAUGCCCUGGGCGGGCACGCACUCCCAUGUGGGUCCGCAAGCCUUCAUCGACAUCUUCACGCGAGUAGGCCUGUAUUGGGACCGGGGUCCGUUCAGUAUCGACUAUAUUUUUGGCGAUGGCGGCAAUGUGACGGCCUGGGGUUCAUUCACGGCCACGUCGCGCAUUCUGGGGAAGACGGUGAUUUCGCCCUGGGCUGCUCGGGCGCAGGUGAAUUCGGCCAAUCAGAUCUUUGAAUUUCAGUGGAUGGAAGAUACCUUUACCACUGCCUCAUCGUUUGGGUCGGAUAAUAGCACCAAAGUGUUUUAUUCCAAUCCGCAGGGCGGUAUCGCCAAUGCCUAA